Tricharina praecox is the source of this 1778-nucleotide messenger RNA. Its product is annotated as putative nucleosome assembly protein Nap1. NCBI's taxonomy places the organism in Eukaryota, Fungi, Ascomycota, Pezizomycetes, Pezizales, Pyronemataceae. Bases 352 to 1572 code for a protein of 406 amino acids. The record is from RefSeq and is a predicted model, not a curated record. Gene Ontology annotation, cellular component: nucleus; chromatin. The transcript is spliced from 5 exons. Gene Ontology annotation, biological process: nucleosome assembly. Gene Ontology annotation, molecular function: chromatin binding; histone binding.
GGUGGCUCCCAGCUUCUUGUAGCUUCUAGCUCCUCUCGGAAAAUCACACUCAACAAUUGAAUUUUUUGUACGGCUUGGCAGGAAACCCCGCCAAAAAUCCAAAACCGCCCGCGAACAAUUCACUCCUCCCCUCCACGGCUCCCCGUCUUCUCUUGCGCUCUACCUCCACUACCACUACACAUCGCCAUCUCCCACUCCCAUAAACCCGCCAAACCCUUCCCCCACCACCCCUCCAUCGCCCGCUCCAUCUGUCCAGCAUCUCUCUUGCUCGACACAUCCACCCCCUCCCCACUAUCCCCUCCCUCCCUCCCCCCACCAAACAUCAAAAAGUACUUGCGAUAGUUGCCCGCCAUGUCUGAGCAGCCCAUUAAGAAUAAGAAGGUCGACCAUUUGGCCGGAGCACCUACCCCGCAAAACACACCCUCCACAGCCGCUCCUAUCUCGUCCCACGCCCAGCAACCUAAUGUCUCCACCAUCGAAGAAGAGAAGCUCGACCGCGCCACCGCUGCUUCCAUCUUUGCGUCGAACCCCGCGCUCGUUUCCAUGAUUGAGGGAAAGCUCGGUAAACUAGUUGGUCGCUCGUCCGGUUACAUCGAGUCCCUGCCUGCGCCCGUGCGCCGCCGCAUCGCUGGUCUCCGAGGUGUGCAGAAGGAGCACUCCAAGCUCGAGGCCGCAUUCCAGGAGGAGGUCCUCCAGCUCGAGAAGAAGUACUUCGCCAAGUACACUCCCCUCUACGAGAAGCGUGCCAAGAUCGUGAACGGCCAGGAGGAGCCUACCGAAGAGGAUGUCGUCGCUGGUAAGGAGGACCAGGACGAUGAGGAUGAGGAUGACGAGAAGGACGAUAACAAGGAGGAGCCGACCGAAGCCAUGAACGGUGUGCCCGAGUUCUGGCUGUCUGCCAUGAAGAACAACGCCCUUUUGGCCGAGACCAUCACCGAGCGCGACGAGGCUGCUCUUAAGCACCUCACCGACAUCCGACUGAGCUACCUCGACACCCCUGGCUUCAGGUUGCACUUUGUGUUUUCCGAGAACGAGUUCUUCUCUAACAAGGAGAUCACCAAGACGUAUUACUACCAGGACGAGAACGGUUACGGCGGUGACUUCAUCUACGACCACGCCGAGGGCGACAAGAUUAACUGGAAGGAUGGCAAGGACUUGACUGUCCGAAUUGAGAGCAAGAAGCAGCGCAACAAGAACACCAAGCAGACCCGCGUUGUUAAGCGCACCGUGCCCACAGAAUCGUUCUUCAACUUCUUCACUCCCCCGAAGCCCCCGACUGACUUCGACGAGGAUGAUGAGGACCAAGAGGACAUCGAGGACCGCCUGGAGCUCGACUACCAGCUUGGUGAGGACAUCAAGGAGAAGCUCAUUCCCCGUGCCAUCGACUGGUUCACUGGCGAGGCUCGUCAGUUCGAGGGAAUGGGUGCCGACAUGGAGGGCGACUUCGAGGACGAGGAUGACGAUGACGAGGACCUCAGCGAUGACGACAGAGAGGACGACGAGGAGGAGUCCGAUGACGACAACGAUGGCACGAAACCCAAGCAGGAGGCGGCUGAGUGCAAGCAGAGUUAAACGAUCAUACUUGUCAUUUUCCGGCUGGUGUUGUCAUUCCAACUUGUCAUGGCAGCUUGAUAAAAAAAUGAAUCGGGUUUCUGGCACAUGAGUGGGUCUGUGAUUGGGACGACGGAUGUCGGCGGAUCGUCGGUAUAAACGUUCGGAGAUGCUAUUAAUGAACGCAAUUGUGACAUCGUUUUCCCUUUAUUCAUUCUCGCACACCG